UAAUACAUACAUAUAAUUACGAAUCCUUUAUCAGUUAUUACUUGCACAUUAUUCCUUCACCGUUUCCCACAACCACCCGCCCAAACCCUGGCACAAUUUUGACAGAGAGUUCAAAGUUCGUCCCAUCCAAUAGGAGAAAAUGUUCCGCUCGAUUGCCGGCAGCGCUGCACUCACGCAAACAAUCCGCAAGACGAUGGAGCGCAAUCUGUGCAGCGGUUCCGCCAUUGCAGCCAAGCGCCUGACGGGCAAAGUGGCCGUCGUAACCGCCUCUACAGAAGGUAUCGGUUACGCCAUCGCGGAACGGCUGGGCCAGGAAGGAGCCAAAGUGGUUGUCAGCAGCCGAAAGCAGCAAAAUGUUGACCGUGCCGUGAACGACCUGCGAACCGCCGGGCUCGAGGUGUCCGGGAUCAAGUGUCACGUUGCCAACGCCACCGACCGGAAGGCGCUGUUCGAGCAUGCGGCCCAAAAGUUCGGUGGCAUCGACAUUCUCGUGUCGAAUGCGGCCGUCAAUCCGGAGGUGGGCGGUGUGCUGGAAUGUAGUGAAUCGGCCUGGGAUAAGAUUUUCGACGUGAAUGUAAAGUGUUCGUAUCUGCUGGCCAAGGAAGCGUUGCCGUUCAUACGGGAGCGCAAGGGCGGCAGCAUUGUGUUCAUAUCGUCCAUUGCUGGCUUUCAACCGUUCUCGCUGUUGGGCGCAUACUCCGUCAGCAAGACGGCACUGUUCGGAUUGACGAAGGCAGCCAGCCAAGAGUUGGCGGCGGAGAACAUCCGCGUGAACUGCAUUGCUCCGGGUGUGGUGCAGACGAAGUUUGCCGGAGCGCUACAAGAAUCCGAUGCCGCCAAAGAGGAAACACUGUCCCGAAUUCCGAUGGGACGGAUUGCACAGCCGAAGGAAAUUUCCGGCGUGUGCGCGUUCCUCGUUUCGGACGACGCGAGCUACAUUACCGGCGAAACGAUUGUAGCUUCCGGAGGCAUGGCUUCCCGGCUGUAAAUUCUCGCUUAGCAACGGCAAUGCCAACUACAAGUCUGUCAAUCAACUGUCUUCCAAAACACACUUACGCGUGGUUUAAAGUUUGGCUGCAUUUCGGGGAGGGGGGUAAGAUUUUCUGGUCGGUGGUAGCUAAUUCGUUAGCGUACGCUUUUAUUCGCUUUAAGACAACGUUCAAUAAACAUUCAACGAGGCACUCAUCUCACAUUAA
Anopheles merus is the source of this 1196-nucleotide messenger RNA. It is a transcript of the gene Dhrs4, whose product is annotated as dehydrogenase/reductase SDR family member 4. NCBI's taxonomy places the organism in Eukaryota, Metazoa, Arthropoda, Insecta, Diptera, Culicidae. The coding region runs from base 140 to 988 and encodes 282 amino acids. Gene Ontology annotation, molecular function: carbonyl reductase (NADPH) activity. The transcript is spliced from 4 exons. The record is from RefSeq and is a predicted model, not a curated record.